UACAGGUAGGUGUAUCCACUUGGAACCAAGAUCCUACGAAGUCUUCUAGCAUACAGCAUUGGGCUACAUAUUGAUUGAACAAACUAUUAAUCUUCAACCAGUACUUUCAUUUCAUUAUCAUGGCAGAGGCUAAUGAUAGUUAUGAUGAUGACUAUGAAGAGGAUGAUGAUGAUGAGAUGUAUGAUGAUUAUUAUGACCAUCAAGGUAUGAUUGAUGAUCCUGUUUUCAGUGAGAUGAGAGAACCUGACCCAGAGGCUUUUGAAUAUAAAUGUGUUGACAUCGAUGGAGCAAAGAAUCUACUCAAAGAAGAAGUAGAAUUUGCUUGUCAAAGUUUGAAGGUUCAGCCUAGGGUUGCAAGAGCACUUCUUAUGGCACAUCACUGGGAUCUAAAAGAAGUCCAGAAAAGAACUGACCAGGACAUUGCCAAUAUUCUAGUUGAGACAGGCAUUCUUCCAAGAGCUGAUAAAAGUUUCACCGUGCCUCUACCUCAGGAAUUGGUGUUACCAGCCAGAACAACCUGUCCAGUUUGCACAUUUGUUAAAACUAAGGAUGAACUAAGGGCUUUAUCAUGUGGACAUUUCUUCUGUUGUGAUUGCUGGAUAGCUCAUCUCAACUUUCGCAUUACUGAUGGAACAGCAAUAGAAAUUCGUUGUAUGGCUAAUGAGUGCCACAUGAGAACACCUGAAGAGUUUGUUCUUUCCCUUCUCAAGUCUGACAUCAUGAAGAAGAAAUAUGAACAAUUUGCUUUUAGAGAUUAUAUCAAGAGUCACUGGAAAUUUCGAUUCUGUCCUGGUGCUGACUGUACUAUGGUUGUACAUGCUGAUGAGGUCAAAAGGAAGAGAGUUGAUUGUCAAAGAUGCAAAACUUCUUGGUGUUUUAAGUGCAGUGAGUCUUACCAUGCUCCUGCUGGAUGUGAGACUAUUAAGUUGUGGUUGACAAAAUGUGCUGAUGAUUCAGAAACAGCAAACUACAUCAGUGCACACACCAAAGAUUGUCCAAAGUGCAACAUCUGCAUUGAGAAAAAUGGAGGCUGUAAUCAUAUGCAAUGUUCAAGAUGUAAGCAUGAUUUCUGUUGGAUGUGCCUUCAAGAUUGGAAAUCACAUGGAAGUGAAUUCUAUGAGUGCAGUAGGUAUAAGGAGAAUCCUAAUAUUGCCAAUGAAUCAGCUAAUGUAAAAGCAAGGGAAGCUCUUAAGAAAUACCUCUUCUACUUUGAGAGAUGGGAGAAUCAUUCCAAAAGUCUUCGUCUUGAGGCUCAGACCCUGAAGAAACUGAAUGAAAGGAUUCAAGAAAAGGUAAUGAACAACAUGGGUACAUGGAUUGAUUGGCAAUACCUUCUUGAUGCAGCAUCACUUCUGGCAAAGUGUCGAUACACUCUUCAGUAUACCUACCCGUAUGCCUAUUUCAUGGAAGCUGGUCCCCGUAAGAAGCUCUUUGAAUAUCAACAAGCUCAACUUGAAGCCGAGAUUGAAAACCUUUCAUGGAAGGUAGAGAGGGCUGAAACAUACGACAGAGGGGAUUUGGAAAACCAAAUGGAUGUUGCAGAGAAAAGACGUCAAACACUACUGAAAGAUUUCCAUACUUUAUGAAGGACAUCAAGAUUAUACUGUAGCUCUGAAUGUACAAAAAAUAUCCUAUAACUCUUUAUUAUUUCCUUAGUUGAGAAUGAAUACCAGGGAUUAAAGCUCAUAACUGAGAGAUUUGCCAUAUUUUAUUACAUCUUUGAAAGACUUCCCUUCUUCAUGAAUCUUCUCUUGAUUAAGAAAUCAUUUAUGAGAUGAAAAUUUGAAUCUGUAAAUGGUGUUUUGGUGUAUGUAGCAAACAAGGGGCUUAUUUUCACUCCUUUAUUUUGGUUGCUGAGGAUUGCUUCAUCACAGAAUAUGGGAUUGAAUUCUUCAAGACUAAACCAAACAUGAAAGCUGGAUGAACUUGCUAUUAUAACAUAAUACGUGUUUGACAAGUUUGCAGAUAUUUACAAUAUUGUAUCCACCCUAAUCUAUAUCAUCAACAUGCUUCCUCAUUGGCUGUCUGUACUACUGUGCCUCUUUAUACUAAAGAAAACCUACUAUGGUAUGCUCUAUGGUGGCUCUGUUAUUCAAGCAAUUGCUGCCUUGCCAUGUAUAAUUAGAUCAUUGUUACCGGCCACCCUUGGAGGGUCCAUUUAUACUUUUCUCAGUAAUGCACCUAUUACUGAUAAUCAUCUCAGUAUCAAGGCACUUUACUACAGCAUUCAUCUUUAUAGUGAAGAGAUGCUCAAAUGUUUGUCUUGCACUUAUCAAGAACCUAUUCUAUUCAGAUUAAAAGAGUUUGUGCUUUGAUAUAUGAUUUUAUUGAGUUUCUGAUAUAAGAUUCUAGCCCUUGGCUAGGCUUACCAUAUACUUCCAGAUGCAUGGCUAGUCUAAAGUUAUGUAGAGAUCCUUUGAGAGAAAGUGGAACCAUGGAUUAAUCAUAUUUAUAGCAAGUACAUGUAUACCAUCCUUCAUAACUUGAGAGCAUUUGCCUUACUACACUCAUUUUGCAUACACACUUAGUGAGGCCUAGGGGUGCUAGAGCCUAGCCUUGUCUGCCAGGCGCAGAAGCCUGUGUGCAAUGCCAUUUGCUGGCUAGCUGUGUAUGUAUAUAUGGUUGCAUGCAGUGCCUGUCACCUUUUAACUGGAACUUAAUGAUCAAAGUAGUAGUCUUGGUCUAAUCACAAUGGGACAAGCAAUAAAGGUGUUAUCAAAGGGGUCUGCAGAGUAUGGGUCCCCACAAAUUUGAGAUUCUACAAUUUACGUUGCGAAUACUAUGCAUCACUUUUCAUGCGUAAUGAUAUCUCAAUGACGUACUGACCCAAUAGCAUAUUUACAAUUGCUAUCGUCAAUAAAUGUGUGGAAUCGAUCAUCAGCCCAGUAAAAUUGAAUGUAUAACGAUUGACCAAUCAGAUAGCAGGGAUUUUGAUACCCAUUCCAUAAUAUCGUCUGAUAGCCAAUCAGAAUUCA
Lytechinus pictus (painted urchin) is the source of this 2975-nucleotide messenger RNA. RefSeq names its product E3 ubiquitin-protein ligase ARIH2-like. The coding region runs from base 120 to 1586 and encodes 488 amino acids. NCBI's taxonomy places the organism in Eukaryota, Metazoa, Echinodermata, Echinoidea, Temnopleuroida, Toxopneustidae. Gene Ontology annotation, cellular component: ubiquitin ligase complex; cytoplasm. Gene Ontology annotation, molecular function: ubiquitin conjugating enzyme binding; ubiquitin protein ligase activity; zinc ion binding. Gene Ontology annotation, biological process: protein polyubiquitination; ubiquitin-dependent protein catabolic process; positive regulation of proteasomal ubiquitin-dependent protein catabolic process. The record is from RefSeq and is a predicted model, not a curated record. The transcript has 13 exons.